This is a messenger RNA of Cucurbitaria berberidis CBS 394.84, 2919 nucleotides long. RefSeq lists its product as uncharacterized. The transcript has a single exon. The coding region runs from base 1 to 2919 and encodes 972 amino acids. Lineage: Eukaryota; Fungi; Ascomycota; Dothideomycetes; Pleosporales; Cucurbitariaceae. The record is from RefSeq and is a predicted model, not a curated record.
AUGGCUCACGAUCCCCUUAUUGGAGAACCGCCUGAGACACCUCCGCCGUUACCUGCUCGCAGUCCUCUGAGGGACAAUCCGCACUACAAGUGCCGACGACGCUGGUUCCAGGCUGAGAUGAUCGACGAAUGUACAAACCCAUCAUCACCUGUCUCGCAAGCUAUCUUUGAUGAACUGGGGCUCGAGCUAGAGGACACGCAGCACAGGCUUGUCACUGCUAUAUACGAGAGCAACAAGGUGCAUAGCCUCCAGGGAAGCAAGCACCCACGCGAAGGCAUGCUCGAUGCCGAAAAUGGAACAUUGAGCAAGAGAAGCGAAGACGAUGAGUGCACUGCAUUGGAGUUCUUGACAAACGAGGCGGAGGCUGAAGCAAACUGGAGCAAUAAUCUAUCGACUGGCAGCAGGAAAUGGUCAAAGACUUCAAGUGCAUAUAAUCAGUCCAUCAAAGAGGAUCAGGAAGAGCACACUAUUUUAGGCGAUGAGCAUUUGAAAAGACUGCCAAGUAGCCACUGUGAUGGAUCAUCUGAACCUAGCACAGCUACCUCUAGCUUUGAGGGCGGUUGUGCACUAUCAUGGACCCACAGCACUGAAGUAGAUGAAGAUGCAAGAGCAGAGGGAUGGCUAGCACGUGGCCUACCCAACGCUAAGCUGCCAGCAGCUGAACAAUCAAGGCAGUUUAGUCGAGAUCGAUAUGAUGCAAAGUAUCGUGCUCUUUCGCCUUUCCCACCCGUCUCCCCGAGGACUGGCAAUCGAGAAUACGACCUAUCUACCAACUCAUUCACCCCUCCAACAUGUCCAGUCUCUCCGCUAAACAACGGCCGCGACGCUUAUGGCAAUUAUAUAUCUUCCAACAUACGAGAUCAUUUUGCGGCGCCGUGUCCACCAGGUUCGCCUACGCCGCCCCAUCUUUCCCAGAAUCAACGGAUCCUAGAACAAGGGGAACAACAGCCUCAAGUGCACCUCAGAGGUGGUUGGGAGCUCCCUAAGCCUUUCUGGAGACGCAGUAGUAACGUGGAGCCAAGCCAAGAACAUAAGCCUACCAAUGGAUUAGAAAGGGACGAUAAAGGCGGCCCCAUGGAAGGCUUACGUUCGGUCAACAAGAUAGAGGACCGGCAACAUCCUGGAAGCCGAGCAGUACCUAGUAUGCGACCUCAGAACGCAGCUGACCCAAGGACGAACCUCCCAACCGAGAACAGAACGUCUCUGAAACCUGAUAUUAUCAAUGAAAGAUACGAUGGCGUAGAUGACGCAGGUGACUACGGUAUAUAUGGCACCAACAGCCAUGGUCUACAUCAACAACAGACUUACGAACCUCCCGACGAGAACCCCUAUGAUAACCUCAGCUUCAUUUUUAACAAGCACUUCGGUAUUCAGGCUUCUCCGCCAAUUCUAGUACCCUCUGGUACACGUCGGCUAGCGACUGAACAUCGUCAUCGCGGAACCUACAGGCAUGAGGACUCACCUGUACAGACGGGGUCGCGUUCUCCGCCGAUCUAUGCUACCCGAGCACUGCCCAAUACGCCAAAUGCGCUUCAAACAUUUGAAUAUCCAACUUACAGGCCGAUGUCGCCUCGUGAUAGAGAAAAUCGACCGUCUUCUCCGGAGUCUCAAAGAACCGCUACCACAAUCCAAAGCCUUACAACUACUCCUAGAGAGGGAAAGAGGUGGGAUAGUGAGAUCCCUCGAACUCCGCCCAAAGAGCCGGCGCCCGGAUUCUCUCAAGAAGCCGACCCCUAUCUUGUGGAGCACAUGAACUCUCAAGAUACUGAAUCAAUCUUUUCCACUCGUACUGCGGAUGACAGAUUGAAAGGCUUCGUAGAGUUGCAAACAUCCGGACCGUACAGGAAGGCCAAGCAGGCCCGCGAGGCAAGGCGUAUUUACGAGGAGCAACGCAGACGACGCGAAGCGGAGUAUGAACGGGAUACAGAUCUCCAUACCAUUACGCCUAGCAUGUCGGCCAGCCAAAGGCAAGUGCGUCGACAGCCACCACCACGAACAAGUCGUGUACAACGUAUGGGAAGAGUGCCCGAGAACGAGAGCUACCAUUCGUUCAAGAGGGAUGUACCGGGUCAGAACAGCCACGAUCAGCUUUUACGGCAGCAUCCACAACCAAGCGAUGCCGGUACUGUGGUGCUUGAACCAGCCAGAAACGAGAAAUCAAACAUGAACUCGAUGGAGAUGGCCUUCCACAUAGCCGGCAAAGUAACGCGGUUUCUUCUUGCUACGCCUUCCGAUCCAAAGUCGAAGACGUAUUCGAAGCGGUACCAGCCAGCUGAGGACCAGCGCCGAGGCAAAGCAUCAAUGCGCAUGAAUACUAGUGUCCUCGAGAGAAUAUCUGACGGUGCCUCAUCGCAGAUACAGGAAACAAGAGGGCUCAAGGACAGCAACAAGAAGCAAGAUAAAGGCAAAGGGAAAGCAGUAGACCUCGACGCCACAGCCCCCAAACGAGACUUCACGCCUAGAGUCAAUCAUGACUUCACACUGUCCGGAUCCACCGCAAUAAACAACAACGCUCGCUUCACAGGAAACACACUCGGAGGCCCUUCCACAGCCCGCUACACCAGUAGUGGUCUUCGCAACGAGCGAGAUGAUCGAUUUGCCGUCCAACCCGCUCCAGACAAAUCCAACAUCCCUGGCACCAACCAUCCCUACGAUCGUGGAGGAAAACAGUACGACACUCAAUACGAAGAAAGCGACACAGGCACCACAUGGCCUGAUCCAGACGAACAAGGGAACGUGAUUAUUUCCCACAACAAGGGUGGUAUGAGAGGUGGAGGCAGCGAUGAGUUUCAAGAAGUGAGGUCAAGCUUCAGUGCGGGAUCGAGUCUGAUGGAAAAGAAGACUAAGAAAGAAAAGAAACAGAAGAGUAGUGCCUGGACUAGCUGCGAGUAUGCCAUGGCUUUGCAUGCUCUUAGGUGA